Messenger RNA from Physella acuta, 2906 nucleotides. RefSeq names its product PHD finger protein 24. Gene Ontology annotation, molecular function: calcium ion binding. The record is from RefSeq and is a predicted model, not a curated record. Lineage: Eukaryota; Metazoa; Mollusca; Gastropoda; Physidae.
AGUCGCAAUUACACUGGAGCGAGCGAACACAGCCACUUAUGUAAGGAAAUCCCACUUGAUGCCUCCAAGUGAGACUGCUACACACCAGCUCGUCUUUCUUUAGCUGCUGCCCAGAGCACGCGUGUCUUCAGCAGACAGACGAACCAAUACGUGGGGAUUUAACGUCAUUUCUCACUGAUUUCUCGCGGGAUUUUGUGUGGACAUUCACAUGUUUAUGAGGGAAUAAUUUCGCCUUUUUGUUUUCACGAGUCAGCAAGUUCAGAUGUGAUUUUUACAAUGGGUGGCAACCACUCCAAGUCCAAAAAAUCCAGCCCUGACAUUGAGCAGACGGGAGACGCCAACACACCUAAAGGUCUACAAAGUAAAAACAGUGUCAAAAAGAAGAAAGGAAACAGGAACAGCGUUAAAAUCAAAACGGAAAAAAGGACCCUGAAAAAGCAAAAAUCUGUUCGGGGCGCGGACUUUGAAAAUGUGAACCCUGGCGAUUGCCAGGCGAAUCACAAGUUCAACUCCACCGUCUACAGGAAAAAGUCCUCCUGCCCUUCCUGUGACGCCAAGGACACUCUGUUGGGGAAAAAUAGGUCAAGGUCAGGCUCGGAUAAAUCCCUCCGUUUCAGUGAUUUUAACAAAGUUUUAAGACGAACCAAAAUCUACGACUGGGAGACGUCACCCGUGGAGAUACCUUUAGACGGUGUACCUGAUCCAGAGCCGGAAGAUAUUUGCUAUGUGUGUGGCGUGUACACCGGGCAUCACGUGAGGAUAUGUCGAGUGUGUCUGAAGGCCUACCAUGACGGAUGUCUACAGAAGAUCGGCCACCCGCUCAAUGACAGGGCCAGGCAUCUCAUCGUCACUGGCCAGUGGAGCUGUCACCAGUGUGUGGCGUUGAACCAUCUACUGACCCAGGAAGAGGUCAAAAAGGUCAUGGAAGACCUAGAAGACUACGACAUUUCGCGAGAGAAGAUAUCUGAACAAGACUACCUAAGUUACUGUAAACAAUCUCUAAUCAAGGAGGGUAAAAUAUUCACUGCUGAGAAGGAGUUGAGCAGUAGUGAGAGAUUUCGUAUGGCAGCCCAAUCUGGCUAUAUUAGCUGGAAUGAUUUCCUCAAUAUUGAGAGUAUCAGGAUCCUCAACAAACGAUGUAAGGACUCCCUGGUACACUUGCUGACACAGGCCGAGAUAGCAGAGGCCAGGAAGGCGUUUAGACAGCUAGACAAGCAGGGCAUUGGUCUGGUGUCCAAGGCCGAGGUCCAGCUGUUUUUUGACGGAUCCAAGUCUCGAGUCAGCACCUACUUCCCCGACAACAGCAUCAUCUACAUAGACGAGGAUUUAGAAAGCCCCGUGACGUGGCCCGAGUUUCUACGUGACCGGGCCAUCUACUAUCUGGGCCAGCGGCCGAACCUGGGCAAGUACGCCAGCAGCGACAACAUCGACAAAAACGAGAGCGCCAUGUCGCCAUCCUUCCACUCGCUAGACGACGACGAUGACUACACCACCUGCGCCUCCGACACGGAGCCGUCCGCUAAAGGCGCCCUCAUUCCGCCCUGCACCAACUCCUUCAGCGACUCGGCCGACGGCAACAUGCCAAUGUUGACCACCACCAGCACCAUGCUGGAGGACUUUAAAGCGGAAAUGGAUAAAUGCUGCGAUAGACAUAAGCUCAGCAUAGAUCAGCCUGACCUUGACCUAGAGGUGAGCUCUUGUUGUGUCAAUGCUCAGCCUCACCUUGACCCUGACAAAAAACUUGACAACAAAAAUAAAGGAGCAGACGAACCCAGUCCAAGACCCGCAGACGAUCACUCACUCAGCGCGUCACCGCAGAGACUGAGGCAGUCGCCCUAUAAGAACGAAGGGAGGCACCAGCCAAUCCCGUGGGAGGAUCUAGGCAACAAGCCGCAGCAGCAGACGACAGAUGACGCAUCGAAGCAGAUGAACAGACGAUCGGAAGUCAUCCAGCGGAGACAGGUGGCGGUGACCAAUGCGCGCGCUGUGUCACAACUAGGUUGCAGGCCAGGCAAGAACGUCAUGGCCCCAGCCUAUGGGAACUUGGUUGGAAGAGUAAACAGUGGGGAAUGGGGAUUUUAAAUCAGUACAGUGGAGAAUGGGGAUUUUAAAUCAGUACAGUGGGGAAUGGGGAUUUUAAAUCAGUACACAGUGGGGAAUGGGGAUUUUAAAUCAGUACACAGUGGGGAAUGGGGAUUUUAAAUCAGUAUACAGUGAGGAAUGGGGAUUUUAACUCACUACACUGUGGGGAAUGGGGAUUUCAAAUCAGUAUACAGUGGGGAAUCGGGAGUUUAAAUCAGUACACGGUGGGGAAUGGGGAUUUUAAAUCAGUAACAGUGGGGAAUGGGGAUUUUAUAUCAGUACACGGUGGGGAAUGGGGAUUUUAAAUCAGUACACGGUGGGGAAUGGGGAUUUUAAAUAGAUACACAGUGGGGAAUGGGGAUUUUAAAUCAGUACACAGUGUGGAAUGGGGAUUUUAAAUAGAUACACAGUGGGGAAUGGGGAUUUUAAAUAGAUACACAGUGGGGAAUGGGGAUUUUAAAUCAGUAUACAGUGGGGAAUGGGGAUUUUAAAUCAGUACACAGUGGGGAAUGGGGAUUUUAAAUAGAUACACAGUGGGGAAUGGGGAUUUUAAAUCAGUACACAGUGUGGAAUGGGGAUUUUAAAUCAGUACAUAUUUAUGUAAACACUUUAUUUAAUUUUCUGCUUAAUCAUCAUGUAGACAUCAUGGUGACCUCAGUAUGACUGCCAUAUAAAUAUAAAUAAAGAAUUAAAGAUUCUUAAAAUGGUUAAUAAUUCAUUUGAUUUCCAUCUUUAAGUCUGGCAAACUAUUGUAAAUUAAUUAUAUACAAAACCGUGGGCCUCUCCUAAUUCAGUAAUGUUUACUUUAUAUUUUAUUUUUGAUA